Tripterygium wilfordii is the source of this 800-nucleotide messenger RNA. Its product is annotated as senescence associated gene 20-like. The coding region runs from base 42 to 509 and encodes 155 amino acids. NCBI's taxonomy places the organism in Eukaryota, Viridiplantae, Streptophyta, Magnoliopsida, Celastrales, Celastraceae. The record is from RefSeq and is a predicted model, not a curated record. The transcript has a single exon.
GAAAUACUUGCUUAAAUAUUAAUUCGCUUCCACAAAAAGACAUGGCUACAGAAUCAGAUUCGAAGCGAAAGCCGGAGAUGCAAAACAAGGCUAUUGUUGAGACACUGUACAAGGCAUUGUCAAAUGUUGACAAACAAACUGUGACAAAAUUGGUGGCAAGUGACCUGGACUAUUGGUUCCAUGGACCUCCAAUGUGCCAACACAUGAUGCGAGUGCUCACAGGGGACCCGAGCCGGACCAAUUUCAGGUUCGAGCCCAGAAGCAUUGAAGUUGUUGGCGAGUAUGUGAUUGUGGAGGGAUGGGAAGGGAAAAAUGUGUAUUGGGUGCAUGUUUGGACCAUCAAAGAUGGUCUGAUUACACAGUUUAGGGAGUAUUUCAAUACAUGGUUGACGGUGACUUGUGUAAACCCACGUAGUUGGGAUACUGGGAACCAAAGCCACAACUUUUGGCAGAGCCAACCCAGAGACCUUGCGCGCCGGUCCUAUCCUGGGCUUUUGCUGGCUAUCUAGAUGGACUGCCAGGCCCAACACCAACUCUCUUUGCGUAGUUUACUAGAUUGGGCCAGUUGGCCCAUUUCUUGUUACCUUUUUAGACGUUUGUAUGGGCUUUGAUAUUUGGCUUUAAGCUGGCCGGGUUGGUGACUCACAUGAAGCAAAACAGGUAAAAGUGCUGCUUCUUGUUUUAUCUAAGAAAGUUAAAUCAAUUAAGAAUUAAUUAAUGGGUUGAGUUCAAAUAGUCAUAGAGACGUUUGCAAUUAGGUCAUCGUAAGAAAAACGUUUCAAAAUGAACCGUUGCGGUCA